AGGCCCUUGAGCACCGGGUCUAGGAGUUGGGCGAGGGGCCGCGGGCGGGGCUGGCGCUUGGACCAGAGGCCCGGGAGCCCUCGGGAACCGAGCCCGCGGCGCCGGCGAGGGGCCGGGGGCGGGGCUGGAGGCCGGGGCGGGGCGGUGGGCGGGGCGACAGGCCCGGGGGCGGGGCGUGCGGAGGUUGGGACGGGGCCCGCGUCUGUGGUGAGGCCGGCCCAGCGCGGUGCAGCGUAGCGCCCCCCGCGUCCCGCCCCGGCAGCCCCGGCGCCCCCGACCAGCGCCCGCCAUGCCCGAGCAGCUCAGCGUCGCCGAGUUCCUGGCCGUCACCGCAGAGGACCUCAGCUCCCCGGCUGGAGCCGCAGCCUUCGCCGCCAAGAUGCCCCGAUGCCGGGGGGCGGCGCUGGCGCGGGAGGAGGUCCUGGAAGGAGACCAGGCCAUCCUGCAGAGGAUCAAGAAGGCCGUGCGGGCCAUCCACAGCUCGGGCUUGGGCCACGUGGAGAACGAGGAGCAGUACCGAGAGGCAGUGGAGUCCCUGGGCAACAGCCACCUGUCCCAGAACAGCCAUGAACUGUCCACGGGUUUUCUGAACUUGGCUGUGUUCACCCGUGAGGUGGCCGCGCUCUUCAAGAACCUGGUUCAGAACCUGAACAACAUCGUCUCUUUCCCGCUGGACAGUCUGAUGAAGGGGCAGCUGAGGGAUGGGCGGCAGGAUUCCAAAAAGCAGCUGGAGAAGGCUUGGAAGGACUACGAAGCCAGGACGGCCAGGCUGGAGAAGGAGCGAGACCGGGCCAGGGUGACAGGAGGAAGCUCAGGGGAGGUGACCCAGGACACCCAGCGGGAGCGACGUGUCUUCCAGCUGCACAUGUGUGAGUACCUGCUCAAAGCUGGGGAGAGUCAGAUGAAGCAAGGCCCCGACUUCCUCCAGAGCCUCAUCAAGUUCUUCCACGCCCAGCACAAGCCUCUGGCUCUUCUUAGCUUUUUCCAAGAUGGAUGGAAGGCGGCUCAGAGCCUGUCCCCUUUCAUCGAGAAGCUGGCAGCCUCGGUACAUGCGCUGCGUCAAGCCCAGGAGGAGGAGCUACAGAAGCUGACCCAGCUCCGGGACUCCCUCCGAGGGACCCUGCAGCUGGAGAACAGAGAGGAGCACCUGAGCCGGAAGAACUCAGGGGGUGGCUACAGCAUUCACCAGCACCAAGGCAACAAGCAGUUUGGGACAGAGAAAGUGGGCUUUCUGUACAAGAAGAGCGAUGGGAUUCGAAGAGUCUGGCAGAAGAGGAAGUGUGGAGUCAAGUAUGGCUGCCUGACCAUCUCCCACAGCACGAUAAACCGGCCCCCAGUGAAGCUGACCCUGCUGACGUGCCAAGUGAGGCCGAACCCCGAGGAGAAAAAGUGCUUCCAUCUGGUGACCCACAACCGGACGUACCACUUCCAGGCAGAGGACGAGCGCGAGUGUGAGGCGUGGGUGUCGGUGCUGCAGAACAGCAAGGACGAAGCCUUGAGCAGCGCCUUCCUCGGGGAGCCCAGCAGCGGCCUGGCGCCCUGGGUGGGCGCCGGGCUGGACGGGGAGCCCCAGGACCUCACCAAGCUGCUCAUCGCCGAGGUGAAGAGCCGGCCCGGGAACGGCCAGUGCUGCGACUGCGGGGCUGCAGACCCCACGUGGCUCAGCACCAACCUGGGCGUGCUCACCUGCAUCCAGUGCUCCGGCGUCCACCGCGAGCUGGGCGUGCGUUUCUCGCGCAUGCAGUCGCUCACCUUGGACCUCCUGGGCCCUUCCGAGUUGCUGCUGGCCCUGAACAUCGGAAACACGCGCUUCAAUGAGGUCAUGGAGGCCCAGCUGCCCUCCCACGGCAGACCUAAACCCUCAGCUGAGAGUGACAUGAAUGCCCGCAGGGACUACAUCGUGGCCAAGUAUAUGGAACACAGAUUUGCACGUCGGUCCACACCUGAGCCCCAGAAACUCUGGACUGCCAUUUGCAACAGGGACCUGCUGUCAGUUUUGGAGGCCUUUGCCAAUGGGCAGGACUUUGGACAGCCUCUGCCAGGACCUGAUGGGCAGGCGCCCGGAGAGCUCCCCCUGCACCUGGCUGUCAAAGUGGCCAACCAGGCGUCCCUGCCCCUGGUGGACUUCAUCAUCCAGAACGGCGGUCACCUGGAUGCCAAGGCUGCGGACGGGAACACUGCCCUGCACUGCGCGGCGCUCCACGGCCAGGUCGACUGCAUCAAGCUGCUGCUGAGGGCGAGAGCCGCCGUGGGCACAGUGAAUGAGGCAGGAGAGACGGCCCUGGAUGUAGCCAGGAAGACGCAGCACAGGGAGUGCGAGGAGCUGCUGGAUCAGGCACAGGCGGGGACCCUCACCUUCCCUCUGCAUGUGGACUACCCCUGGGGGAUUUCUGCGGAACCUGGCUCUGACAGCGAGGAGGACCAGGAAGAGAAGCGCUGCCCUCUGAAGCCCCCAGCCCAAGCCCGCUGGGCCAGUGGCAGGCUGGACAUCAGCAACAAGACCUACGAGACCUUUGCCAGCCUGGGACCAGCCACCCAGCAGAGCCAGAGUGAAGAUUGCCCCCCGCCCUUGCCAGUCAAAAGCUCCUCUCGGUCAGCAGUCCACGGGCGUACAGGACAUCCCAGUGGAGAUCCCGAAGUCCCCGGCCUAAGUUCCGAGCCCGCUGAGGCCUCUGAGAUUCUGGGCAGUCUGGCUUCCUCCUCCUCUAGCCCCACAAGCCCCAUGGAGCCUGGGGAUGCCAGUCAAGCCCUGCUGGGCCCUGAAGAGGGCCCCCAGGAGACCCCAGGCACCUCCCGACCAGGCCCGGCCCCUGGAGCCACCCCUGCAGAGGUGUAUCUCCCGGUCAGAUUCAGCUCAGAGAGCACUCGAUCCUAUCGGCGGGGCGGCCGGAGCCUGGACGAUGGCCCCUCAGCGCGGCAGCCUGUGCCCAGAAGGAGCACGCAGGUUGGCUUCACUGAAGGGGAUGGUGCAAAGACUGGGGUUCUUCCAGCAAGUUCUGUGCAACUUCUGCAAGACUAGGGCCUUGCUGACCCCUGCACAGCCCAUGUUGGAGUGGGACUUAGCCCACAAAACUGGAGAGUGGAGGCAUCCAUUCCCUUGGGUCUCACACUCUCUGUCCCUUGGAUCUCUGUGGCUGGCCUUCCUCUUGCUGUGGACCAGGUCCCUGCCGAGGAUGCUGUGCCCUUUUGUGGUGGGGCUGAGUUGGUCCUUUCCCCGCUAUCUCAUUACGCUCCUUGGCCAGGCAUCCCGGUGGUUAGAUCCGAGUGCUCCUGAGCUGGGUUCAGGCACAGAACCUUCGGUCCCCGUCAGGCCAGGACUGUUUCUCCCAUCAGUCUGGGGCACUCUCAUUCCUUCCAGCUCCCAGACUCUGCAGACCAGGGACUGUCUUCUUACCACUUAUUAGUCAAGUGUUCCUUUACUGAGUCCCAGCUGAGUCCAGGUCUGUGCAAGGCACUAUGGAUGCCACAUGGAAAAGGCAAGGGUCACAGGUGUGGUCCCUGGCAGAGCUGGUCUCAGGGACUGGCUUAAGAAUGGGCAGGGCCAGAUUCCAGGGGAUGGUUCUAAGAUUAGGAGCAGGACCUACCGUCACCUGGUUUCCCAUCUGACAGUGACGGUUGUCUGCAACCCAUCGUUAUUCUAAUUGGCCAGCGCCCCUGCUGAACUGGCUAUUAUGUAAACAUUCUGAAUGUGACAACCCAUCAUUCCCGGGGGUCUCCACUGUCUUCCCCAGCCAGGAAGCAGAGAAUGGCUCACCCACUUUGGUUUAUCUCCAUGAUUUAGCAAGAAGGAAAGGAGCAGACUGGGGCGAUGGAUCCCCGUUCAUCUCUCCGUUCUGUCAACUCAGGAGCCUUCCAGGCUGGGGGUGAGAGGGGCCGAGAAAGGAGACAGGAGAGGGACAGAGCAGUCUUCAAGGUUCUUCCCGUGGCAGGAAUCACCAACCGCUGACACCUCAACGUUACAACCAGUGGGAGCUGGGUGGGCCCAGGUGCGCACCGGCCAGGCCGAGCAGAGGCCGCCAGAGGGCCAGCAGCACAGCAGUCCGCCAGGGAGGCUGAGUCGUUUACCCAGGAGGUCUGCGGCCCCACAGAAACAGGAUUGCCCUUGAGCCCCCAGUGUCUGGUUUUGUUCAUCUCGUGUUAUGUCAUUCAUCUCUAAUAAAGGAUUUUGGGGA
This is a messenger RNA of Sciurus carolinensis (gray squirrel), 4172 nucleotides long. RefSeq names its product ArfGAP with SH3 domain, ankyrin repeat and PH domain 3 (gene Asap3). The record is from RefSeq and is a predicted model, not a curated record. Gene Ontology annotation, molecular function: GTPase activator activity; protein binding. The transcript is spliced from 25 exons. Gene Ontology annotation, biological process: positive regulation of GTPase activity; cell migration. Lineage: Eukaryota; Metazoa; Chordata; Mammalia; Rodentia; Sciuridae. Bases 290 to 3019 code for a protein of 909 amino acids. Gene Ontology annotation, cellular component: cytoplasm; focal adhesion.